This is a messenger RNA of Anisakis simplex (herring worm), 1125 nucleotides long. The record is from the annotation of a GenBank genome assembly. Lineage: Eukaryota; Metazoa; Nematoda; Chromadorea; Rhabditida; Anisakidae.
AUGCCACAGUCUCUGUGUUGUACGUCAAGACUUCAGCAACAAUGUGCAUCCUACUGCAGUGGCAUAGACUGUGCCGAUGGGACGUUCAUCAAGAAAGUGCUCCAAGAACGACUGUCUCAAAUGAAGCCUGCAGGCCAACGAACAACAAUUGCUGUGCCCACAGAACCUGAAUCAUCUUUCCCUUCGUUUAUUUCACAAGGAGCUGGUUUCGAAUUCAGCAUUGAUCAGCGAGGCAUUGAUUCGCUGAAUAGUAAUCAACGUCCAAUCAUAACAUAUCGUAACGGGAAGAACGAUGGUGAAACUUACCAUAAAGAAACUAGCGGCGGCGGGUCGAGUUCUAGUGGCAUAAUCGCAAAAUCGAAAGGGCUUCCGCCGUCCGCAGAGAAAAUAUUCCCAGAAUCGAUGGAGGUUAUGGGAGGAUCCGACUCAUCCGAAAACGCUAGACCAAUAGCUCUGCUACCACCAUCCUCACAACAAAACUCGUUUCUGACCACCUCACCACACACCGAGCAUUCAAACGCACAUCAUACCUCAGUGGCUCACCUGAGCCAGAUAUGGUCAAUUCAAGUGAAACCUCACAACGAGCUGCGCUCUCAUUUCAACACAAUCGAUAGCAAAUGGCUGAAUAUCGACUCAUUGAAAUUAACACCAAACAUGCGAACCUCGAAUGCAAACCUCAAUAAGAGUUCAUCGCAUCACAAAGUUCCUCGACCAGAAGUACCACCCCGAAUACUACCAGUGUUACCGCAAAUCUUCACUCAUCCACCAAUUGCUACGACAGCUGCAAGCGUAAUACAACGACUCAUAACCCCUGAAAUAGACACUGCAACGCCUCGACCAGCACAAUGCGGUACUGCACCUGAUUUCAUACCGUGCGUCUCAACGCCAGAAGCCAACGCUCGAAUGCUACAGUGUUGUCAAGCAAAACUACUCCCGAUUGGUUGUCAAAACUUGUGCAAAUACGAUGUCACACAAGCUGAGAUAAAACAAGCAUUGGAUCAAGCACAAUGUAGCAUAUUGCAUGUUGCACCAAUAGUUGAAUGCGCUUCGGGUGGUCAAGACAAUAUCGAUUGUUGUCGCUAUAAACAAGUCGCUAUCAAGAGGUGAGUGGUGAAAAAAAUCUAG